ACUAUAUUUGAUAAAAACCACGGUAGAGUACCAUGAUAAAAACGUAAACAAAUUGAAGACAACGAUGGAGUGCAGUAAAAACACUGAACCGUUAGAGAGUCUUAAAAGAAUCGAAACAUUCUUGCAGUCACCACCGUUGGAUGACACAAAUGCGCCACAUUAUGUAGAGCAAUUGAAAGCGCUGCGCAACCUUUGUGCCAGGGAUCCGGCGCAUCAGAAUGCAAUUUCUGAGCACGAAAAAUUCAACGAACAGUUGCAUCAGCUACUAUUUGUUAACAGCAUUACACCUAAACCGCCACAAACUCUACAACUAAUGGCGCUACAGUUACUCGCAAAUGCAAUUGUGCAAAAUCCAAAUUCGCAACGCAACAUUUGGCAACGUCAUGGCGCUGCUAUUGUAGAGUGUGGAUUGGUGGCACCACUUGGUCCUCAUACUAAUAUACUGCUUAUGAUAGUGUACAAUGUGUUGAAAGGUGCUGCAGUGUCGAAUAUGGAACAACAGGCGUUGUGUGCUGCAGUUCGCGCAUGGCAAACAAUUGUAGACGAACGCAGCGAGGAUAGCUAUGAAUUUCUACAUUUUCUCUUUGAACAUUUCAUUGUUCAUGGUGGACACAAUACUGUGCGCUAUUAUGCGCACUUGACGCCGGGGGAACGCAUUUUCUUUCUCGAAUAUUUAGUGCAUUAUCUGCGUCAAGACAGUCCAAAUGGCCACAUACAUCAAUUCCUGUUGAAAUACAUAACAAAAGAGUUCAAUAUAAAGUCUGACCGUAUAUUAAUCUGCAAGCCGGAUAGCGCGCAGAUGCCUGCCACUGAUCCAAUGCCCGCACGCGAAGCUUAUGCGCUAUUGCGUGUAAUUGCCAGCGCGACUGGAAGUGAAUUCUAUGCCGACAAAUAUGUGAGCGAGCAGUCACUAUUUUUGAAUGUGAGUAGCCUGUUACGUUGCCUGGCGCAAGUGGGUAAAGAGUCGCAAAAUAUUUUUACGCCCAUGAAUAAAUUGGAAGAAGUGGCACUCACAUCGAAGAUUUCGCGUGAUUUCGAAACCGAGUUGUCAUUUGAGCUGAAAACCUUAUUAGUGCGUUGCAUUGCGAAUUUGCUUUACAAAAAUCCAGCCAAUCAAGACUACUGCAUAGACACACAAUUGCUGCCCACUUUGCUGGAAUGUACCAAUAUGGAUGCAAGAAAUCCAUUGCUGAAAGAGUGGAGCAUAUUGGCAAUUCGCAAUGCAUGUUACGGUAGUCCAGAGAUACAGGCAAUGAUAUCGAAUAUGACCAAUAAAGGUGCUGCUCAAAAUGACAUCAUUGACGAAUUAAACUUGGAUAUGGGUGCUCUGCGCAUUAAGCCUAGUCGAUAAACCUGUCCACUUGAAAAAAACUGGAUAUGUAUUUUACGGUCUAAAGUUAUAAUCAAAUCCUUGUAUGGACAACUUUUUUAUUUGUCGAGAUAUCUUAUAUAUAACUAUAAUAUAUCAUAUAACUGCCAUACAAACUGAACGAUCA
This is a messenger RNA of Bactrocera latifrons, 1496 nucleotides long. RefSeq names its product ataxin-10. Gene Ontology annotation, biological process: neuron projection development. Bases 65 to 1351 code for a protein of 428 amino acids. NCBI's taxonomy places the organism in Eukaryota, Metazoa, Arthropoda, Insecta, Diptera, Tephritidae. The record is from RefSeq and is a predicted model, not a curated record. Gene Ontology annotation, cellular component: cytosol. The transcript has 3 exons.